This is a messenger RNA of Parnassius mnemosyne (clouded apollo), 1653 nucleotides long. The record is from the annotation of a GenBank genome assembly. NCBI's taxonomy places the organism in Eukaryota, Metazoa, Arthropoda, Insecta, Lepidoptera, Papilionidae.
AUGCGACUAAAUGUACCUAGUGUAUUAUUGACUAGAAAAGGAUACAGUUUAAUUUCAUUUAUUUUUACUAAAAGUGUAAUCAAAUGUUAUCAUGGAGUACCUUUCCUAAAUCUAUAUAAAAAAGUCACAGGUCAUCCAAUAUCUGAUGAUAUGAUGCCUGCUUUAAAAAGAAGACAUCCAAAUCUGGACAGGAUUAGCCAAGAGCAAAUAGAAUAUGUACUCCAAAUUUUAAAUAAAUUUGGCAUUACUGCAAUAGAAGCUUGUCACAAUCCACAUGUAUUCUGCAUGAAUCCAAUUAGUAUGGAAAAUUAUGGAGACAUCCUCAAGGAAUGUGGUUUUAUUAAGAUUUUACCUGACUAUAUAAUAAGAUAUCAUACCAUUGUAAGAUCAAGGACCAUAGCUUAUUUAAAAAAAGAAGGUCUUCUAAGACAAGAUCUCAACUUAGAAGAAGUUUUGCAAAACUGUUUUUUAGAUUGGCCUAAAAAUCAAAAGCAUUUAAAUGAAUUUUCAGAUUCAAGCACUUCUAUAUUGACAGUUAGAACAAGUGUUCUAGAAAAAUAUCUUCAGUGGAGACUCUCAGUAACUACAGAUGAGUUCAAAAAGUACUGCAGAAAUUAUUUACCAUUACGGCAUAGACCUAUGUGUGAUAUAUCUGAAGCGUUAAAUAUUGCACAAAAUGAAAUUAAAUUUAACGUAGACAGUAUAAGAAGAAAUGGUUUCAUAAUAUCAUCGGAUCCAACAAAUACAAAACUUAUACUUGAAAAUGUGAAAACAUUGGCUGGAUAUGAUAUUCGAGAGGCCAUAAGAAUUGAACCGGCUAUUUUAAAAAAUAACUAUAAUUCUUUAUUAGAAAUAAAAAAUAUUUUGCAGACCAAUGGAAUAUCAGAAGAGGCUCAGAGAAUUUGUUUAAAAGUUUACUGUAUGUGCCCACAAACAAUUCAGGAAAGGCUAGAACAACUUAAAGAAUUAAAGGAGUAUCAGAUUUUAUCAACAAAUCCUAGGGUUUUAUCGUUGGUUGUGCACAAAAGAAAAAUGCUGUCGCGUCUGGAGAAAAUUCAAUCGGCAAAAAAGCAGUGCUAUAGCCUAAACCACCUCGUGGCAUCCACAAAGGUUUUUAAUAAUUACAUAAAUAGUUUCGGGAAUAAAGUUUGCGGUAGGGAUAUUGCAGUACUGAUUAGCAGUUGUAUACAAACAAAACAAGUGAAGAAUUAUGAUAGUUCUGCGACAAAUAAAGAGAAUGAACAAUCGACAUUGAGGAAAGCUAUUGUACAACAACUUAAAAAACAUAAAUAUUGGCUGCAUUCGUCACUUUAUAUCAUAAAUGAGAAUCUUCAAUAUCUAAACGAGAUUUUCUACGGCGACGUUAUUGUGAAUAAUUGCCAAAUACUCCUGUAUCCGCUUACCGAAACUAAACAAUAUUUGGAGUUUUUCCUGAUGAAACGAAAACAUAACGAAGCGAAGAAUAUAGAUGUAGAAUUGGACGGGUGCUAUAAUAAUUUGAGCUAUUCGGAUCUCACCGACAACCAGAUUUUGAGUUUGGUUUUGUAUGAAAUUGAAAAGAGAUAUCAUUUCAGUGGUGAUGGUAUUUGGAGCAAACAGGAUGGAGCAAAAACUGAAUCAUCUAAUUUAAAUCAACAAAUGCUGCAUAACUGA